This is a messenger RNA of Pongo pygmaeus (Bornean orangutan), 11444 nucleotides long. RefSeq names its product ankyrin repeat and MYND domain containing 1 (gene ANKMY1). Bases 6847 to 9828 code for a protein of 993 amino acids. Lineage: Eukaryota; Metazoa; Chordata; Mammalia; Primates; Hominidae. The transcript is spliced from 16 exons. The record is from RefSeq and is a predicted model, not a curated record. Gene Ontology annotation, molecular function: protein binding.
CUUCGUGGCAGGUGGAGUGAGUGAGUGUGUGUGUCUUGCUGGGAGGAGUGGCUAAUGGACAAAGCAGGCAGGAAUCAUUUCCACAAUCGCAGAAGUUCCUCUGGGCAGUGCUGGGGACCUCUCAUUUGGGAGCCCUGUGCUGGGGUACGAACGAGGGCCUGGCCUGCCUGUCCCCACCCCAUCCGCCAGGUCCACCCUUCCCAACGCCAUUCUCUGUGGACCUUGCGAAGGCUGCCCAAGGCUGAGCCUGUCCAGGAGCCUGAGCCCCGAGGGAAGGGGUGCUCGCCUGGCAGAAGCUGCUAGUGAGCUCACAGCGGGUGAAUUUUGAGGCUGUGGAAUAACAGGGGCCACCAUGAUGUCGCUGUUGUCAUCAAGUAAGAAUUCAAAUUCCUAGGGACAAGGGGCUUCUGGGGCUGGGGAACUAUCCAGGAACCCAGGACACCUCUCUCUUCUGCUGCAUUGAGGUGUGGCCGUGCAGGGCUGGAUUCGCGUACCGCACUUGACUCAGCGUCAGCCCUGAGUAGUGUUUCCUGUGUCUGGACUCAGUCUCCCCAUUGUGUAACCCUCUGUGUCUACCCUCCUUCCGUGGGGGCGGGAAGGAAGGCUGAGAGGGAGAGUGUGUGUUCACGUCUGCGGGACAGAGCACUGAGGCAUCAUUUCAGUUUUCCCAUAGGACCUCAGGUCCCCACGUGCCCUCUUUAGGGACACGGCCACGAUCUUGGGGCACCCAUCCCAAACUCACCAGGAACCCCUAGGCUUACGCAGUCACUCAGAGGUGUGGAUCAGCCUCGCAUCCAAGGCUGACAGGGAAGACAACUGAGAUGGGACCCUCCUCACUGCCCCCAGCGCCCUGCCCGGUGGGGCCCUGCAGUGCCAAGGGCGGACUGUUUUCGAUGGCACCCCCAGUUCUACCGGGCUCUCCAGAGCCCACCGGGUCAUGUUCCUGGCUGGAAGAACCUCAGUUCUGCACACGCGGUGCCACACUAGCUGGGCCUGGCCGUCCGGGGGGCAAGUCACCACAGGGAGUUUGGGGUCUUGCCACCCAGAGCCCCGCAUUGGACUCAGGGAGCAGAGGUUGGGGUCUCGCCCUGGGCACCUCUCCGCGGCCAGUUCUGCACACAGGAGUCCAGAGUUGCUGUGGCACCUCCUCCCCGGGGGUCCAGGGGAGCGCCUCCCACCGCGCACGUAUGUGAGGAGCUGCCCUACUGCACCCCAUGGUGCGGGAGGCGCGGCUGAGCCGAGAGCGCGGGGUCUGCAACUGAACCGCGGGAACCUCUCGCGCCAGCCCCGCCCCGCCCGAGGAGGCCCCGCUCCCGCCUGCCUGACACCCCCUGGCGGCGGGAGGCUACGCGGCAUCCAGGCCUGGGCAGGCACCUCUGACUUCUCUAACCCUGGCAGAGGAGCCUGGACGUCGCGACUGUCAGCUCUGGCUUUCUCCCACAGGAGUUUUCAUACUCCAGCUUUUUGGUGAUCAGCGCAGUGACGUGCUGCGCGGCAUCUUUACCCCAGCCUUCCCCUGAUGCACCCGAGGGAGGGGUUCCUGGCUUCACUCAGUAGGAGGUGGGUGGGGCAUGGAGGGUUCUAGCAGGCUGGGGAGGGCAGCAAAGCUUCCAGGAAGAAGCAGUGUUCAGACAGGGCCGCGUCCUCCCCGGACAGAGGACCAGGGAGCUACCAGUUCUCAGACGGAGCUGGUGGGCUAAAAAGGUCUGAUGUGACCCACAGGUGUCCUUCAACCUGGCCGGGGCCCUGCUGCCCUUGUCCCCUUGUCACCAGGGCCAGGUCAGCAGGUAAAGGGUGUGCCCUGCCCUGAGGCAAGGGCAGCCGAGGUUUUCAUCAGGGUGCUGUGAGCAGGCCUGAGCCGCGGGGGAAUCCGCAGGCCCGGGUCCUCCCUCCUCUCCAAGCCACUGUUCCUCACCCGCUAGUGGAGACCGGCGGCUGCUUCCUUCCGGGCUGAUGAAAAGGUUGCAUGAGUCAUGAGCUUAUCUAGAGAGGCCAGCGGCAGGCAAGCCCUCCACAGAGAUGGGGGCUGCCCUGAGCACCAGCUUGUGAUGGGGGCCGCGGUCCACAGCGAUGGGUGGUGCUGACUGGUGACACAGGGCAUAGAGGGGCAGCGAACAACAAGCUGUGGCCUAUGCUUGAGGCCCAGGUACACAAGGCGUGGGGAGGGAGAAGGCCCUUCUCACUACUACCCCCACGCUUGGCUGACAAAACCCGUGCUUCCCAUCCCCCCAGCUUUGGGCUCUGCUGCAUCAGAGAUGUUUGGUCCCCAGGUGGGAUGCUUUUGCUUAGGAACAUAACCGGGUCUCACUGGGAGGGUGGCUCAGACACGGCCCAGCCACGGAAGCAUGAGACAACACAGGGCUGGCUCUGGCAGGUGGGCAUGGGGCAUUGUGAGGCUUGGGGGCCAGGAAGACUGGUACCUCCUACUUCUCUCUGGUGGUGCAGUACAGGUAACGGAGGCCACAGCACCUGUGUGGGCAGCCAUGCAGGGCCUGGGGCCUUAAAAAUGAAGGAUCGAGUCACGCCACCAGGUGAAGGCCAUAAGCAGCUUAGGCACUGGCUGAGGGUAGAACAUGGAACAAGUAUUGGAAAAGGCAGAUAAGUGCCAACCACAGUAUUUUAUUCAUUGCUGCAUACAGAAUGUAAAUGUGUGUAGUUGUAUAUAUUAACCAAUGACGUUAUCUGUGAUUCACAUGUAUUACACACAUUUUCCUUUUCCUCCCCCACUCUUAUUUAAGGAGUGUUGAUUCUAGGAUAGUCUUUAGGCCACAGGAUGUCCAGGAGAGGUUGUGUCUGAACUAGAGAAGGAAUCAAAGUGCUCGGAUGCCUCCAGUGGUGGCUCAUGGGGCUCCACCCUCACACCGCGGGAGAGGCAGCACCUCGUUGGCUUGACAGUAGCUAUGUGACUUUAGGUUGGGGUGCAAUGUUGGUGAAACAGGUCGAAGUAGGAGAGGGGUGCAGAUGCUGGAGGCCUCCCGGGUUCCCUCACCAGGCCGUCUGUCAGCACAGCCUCCUUCUCCCCUGCCUGUCACAGGAGGGGCUUCCCAUGUUCGGUGCCCAGAUGAGACCAGUGAGAGGUCCGGGAGGCGGGAGGAAGGAGAUGCAUUGUGGCUUCAGCAGCUGGUGGGCAGGAGGCUCUGCUGGCAGCUCCAGGUGCCCUCCAGAGCCAGGACAUCAGGCAGUGGGGAUCUGGGUGGCAGGUCCCUGUGACUCCCCUAUAUCUCAUCUCCUGUCCUUGGCUCCCCAGCCUUCUCCCUGCAUUCAGUUUCUUUCUGCCCAGUUCCUUAAGUGGUUUCGAUUUUCCUGACCAAGCCUUGUUUAAUAAGCUGAGCUGACCAGAGGGAGAGGAUGGAGCAGAUGGUGGUGCAGGGGUCUGUGUGGUCUGAUGCGCAGACCCUUGCCCCACCAUCAAGAGGGGACAGAGACCCUCUUGAGCUGCGUUUCAGGAAGAUGGGGCUUAACUGGGAAAAAUGAAAACUUAGUGUGGAGGCGAGUGCACUGGGCGGCCGUGGUGCAGGGGGACCAUGGAGCUCAGAGGGCACUGGUGACAGGACCACAGACUGGGCCCUUCAGCCUGCCACUGAGGUGGAGGAUUCGCUUGUGAAGAAAACAGUAGGAAGGAUGGAAAACCAUACUUCCUAGAGAGGCAUCUGGAGCAGUUUCAGUUUUGAUUGCUGUUAUUACUACUGAUAACUGAGCAAAAGUGGUGAUGAUGCUUGAGAGAAAUUUCUGCAACCCAUAGUCAAUAAUUAUAUGUACAGCCAAGUACAGCGUGUGCUCAUUUCUCCCUCGAUUUUUGAAUCUGCAGUUUACCAAAGCUGCCAAUGCUUUCUUCUUGUUUAUUAUUUUAUUGCAGCAAAUUCCAGAUGUCUCCAACAGGAAAAUAUACAACCCUCUUGCCUUUGAUGAUUAUUCUUAUGAUUUCAGGCAUUAAAGAGGUUAUACAUCAUAAUGACAUGGCAGACAAAAUAGUCAAGGAACACAAAACUGUUAUGACAGAAUUCAUGGCACACGAUUAAAUGGAAAGAGGUGAAUGUGGGUGACACUGUGAAGGCCUCGAAUGGGGAGCUCCAUCCUGAAGACACAGUCCUGAUGUGUUCCAGUGAGCCUCAGUCGAUGUGUUUAUAUAGCAACAUCUAAUCUGGAUGGAGAGACAAAUCUAAGACAUGGCAGGCUUUGCCAGAAACAGCUGAAAUGCAAACAGAAAACCAGCUGUUAGGCCUAUCUGGAAAAAUAGACCGUGAAGCACCUGAUCGUCAUUUCAAUAGCUGAGCUUCCUCCUAAGUGGUAAAAGCCCUGUUCCAAUUGGGUCUGACCAGGUCUUGUUAAGAGGUACACAGCUUAGAAAUGCUCAGUGGAUUGGCCGGGCGAGGUGGCUCACACCUGUAAUCCCAGCGCUUUGGGAGGCCGAGGCGGGCGGAUCACGAGGUCAGGAGAUCGAGACCAUCCUGGCUAACACAGUGUAAACCCCGUCUCUACCAAAAAUACAAAGAAAUUAGCCAGGCAUGGUGGCGGGCGCCUGUAGUCCCAGCUACUCAGGAGGCUGAAGGAGGAGAAUGGCAUGAAGCUGGGAGGCGGAGCUUGCAGGCUGAAGCAGGAGAAUGGCAUGAAGCCGGGAGGCGGAGCUUGCAGUGAGCCGAGAUGGCACCCACUCCAGCCUGGGCGCCAGAGUGAGACUCCGUCUCAAGGAAAAAAAAAAAAAGAAAUGCUCAGUGGAUCACUGGCAUAGUUGUUUAUACUGGCUUUGAAACUCCUGCAGAAAUCUGUCAAAUCACCUCAAGAGAUCAGAGGUUAAGAAAGUGACAAUGGGCGAGUCUCCCUUUGGUUCCUGCUGCUCUGGUCAUGUCAGUAGUGAGCUGCGUGGGAGCCGUGCUAUGGAAUAAAAAGUACGGUGACAUUUGGUACCUGAAAGAGGAUUCCAGCUCACAGCAUUGUGUUUGACAUACUGGUAUUCAUCAUCUUAUAACAGAACCUCAUCCCAUUAGUCUGCUGGUCACUAUGGAAAUUGUGAAAUAUAUUCAGGCCCAGUUUAUAAACUGGGAUCAAGAUGUGCAUUAUAAAGUAAAUAGUGUCCACACCAUGGCCAGCACAUUCAAUCUCAGUGAAGAACUUGGGCAGGUAAAAUUUCUAUUUUCUGAUAAAAUGGGAACCCUCACUUGCAAUAUUAAGACAUAUAAGAAGUAUCACUGCAGGUGUCACUUAUGGUGCAACACCUUCUUCCAUCCGAGCCCUGAUAUUUUAAUGACCCCAGUUUAUUGGAGAACAUUGAGAAUAGCCAUCCCACAUAAAACUAUAUAAAGCAAUUUCUUACCCUGUUAUCUGUGUGCCACACUGUUAUCCCUGGAAAUAAUAUAAUCUACCAGGCUUCCUCCCCAGAUGAAGCAGCUUUAGUGAAAGGAGCAAAAAAACUCGGCUUUGUUUUCACUACAGGAACACCAUACUGUCACCACAGAAGUUAUGGGUGAAAAAUUCGCUUUUGAAAUUCUUAAUGUCCUGGAGUUCUCUAGUAAUAGAAAAAUGAGGCUGGGUACCGUGGCUCAUGCCUGUAAUCCCAGCACUUUGGGAGGCUGAGGUGGGUGGAUCACGAGGUCAGGAGUUCGAGACCAUCCUGGCUAACAUGGCGAAAGCCCCCAACUCCACUAAAAAUACAAAAAAUUAGCUGGGUGUGGUGGCACACACCUGUAGUCCCAGCUACUCAGGAGACUGAGGCAGGAGAAUCACUUGAACCAGGGAGGCGGAGGUUGCAGUGAGCCAGGAUUGCGCCACUGCACUCCAGCCUGGGCAACAGAGACUCUGUCUCAAACAAACAAAAAAAAAGAAAGAAAAAGGAUGUCCCUAACUGUCCGAACUCCUAUGGGACAGCUCCAGCUGUACUGCAGAGGGGCUGGUGAAGAGAAUAAUUCCCCAAUCACCCAAGUUGCCCUUCAACAAUGUCUUCAUCAACAGCUUUCUUGAUCUAAAUGUCCCACGUGGGUAUGCAUUUUCUCAAACAGAAGCCAUCUGUGGUCACGCAGGAAGAACUAGUCCGUUCUUAUGACACUACUAAAACACAAGAAGAGUUGCUUUUCCUGAUUUCACCUAUGACUCAGAUUCUGAUUACUGUAGUCUGUACUCAUGUCCUUCUGGUAGAACGCGCCGGCACCCCCAAACACUCAAGAUUCUGGAGUAUAAAUAAUGGAGGACCCCUAUUUGCUUUUUCUUAAUUUGUCUUCAAUGUUUUACCAAAUGUAUUUCUUUUUGUGUCUGUAAGAUAAUUUGUGCAUCAGCUCAGCCAGAAAUAUAAAAUUAAAAGCACUAUGUUUCACACACACACACACAAAAAGGAAAACUCGAUAUGACAGUGAGGAAGAAGGGUAAAGACCAGCCUUCUGUAUCAGUGCAGGAAUAUCCUUCCUCCAGGCAGCAGGCCUUCAAGCUUCAAGCCUCAGGGUCCAACCCUAAGGCUGGGGGCUCUCCCUGCAGGCAGGACUGGGCCUGGAGGGCCUCCUCAUACUUCUGGAGCUGAGACCAGAAGCCCGGGUUCGGUUCUGCUACCGGGCGAGCGCUCUUCACCAUCUGCAAACAAGAAGUGCAUUGAAUAACCCCAAGUCGCGCUAAUGGCCAGAAAGGGCCAAGGCGGGCCCAGCUCUAAGAGUGGGCCCCGCCCAACCCGGAAGUGCCUCUCUGCUUCCCUAAGCCCGCCCUUACGAGAGAGACCCGCCCCUCCCGGAAGUGCCUCUCCCAAUCCCGAGGCCGGCCCCGCCCGGAAAAACGCGUCCCCGGAAGACACGCCCCUCUCGAAACACCGGACCCCGAAAAGGCCCGCCCACCUGGAAGGCCUGCGCCAGGCUGAGGCCGCGGUGCCGCAUGAGGGAUGUUUCAGCAGCCCCUGAGAAGGAAGAGGAGGAAUCUGAGGGCCUGCUGAGGGCGCAGGACCUGAGGGAGUCCUACAUCCAGCUCUUCCAGGGUGUGCAGGAGUGGCAGGAUGGUUGCAUAUACCAGGGGGAGUUUGGGUUGAACAUGAAGCUUGGAUAUGGCGAAUUCUCUUGGCCCACAGGGGAGUCAUACCAUGGGCAGUUUUACUGGGACCACUGCCAUGGCCUGGGUACCUACAUGUGGCCAGAUGGCUCCAGUUUCACGGGCACAUUUUACCUCAGCCACCGAGAAGGCUACGGCACCAUGUACAUGAAGACACGGCUUUUCCAGGGGCUGUACAAAGCGGACCAGCGGUUUGGGCCAGGCGUCGAGACCUACCCUGAUGGCAGCCAGGACGUGGGGCUGUGGUUCCGAGAGCAGCUCAUCAAGCUGUGCACCCAGAUCCCCAGUGGCUUCUCCCUCCUCAGCUACCCUGAGUUCUCCAGCUUCAUCACCCACAGCCCUGCCAGGAUCAGCCUCUCAGAAGAGGAGAAAACAGAGUGGGGACUGCAGGAGGGACAGGACCCCUUUUUCUAUGAGUAUAAGCGGUUUCUUCUGAAUGACAACCUAACGCUGCCUCCAGAAAUGUAUGUCUACUCGACCAACAGUGACCACCUGCCCAUGACAAGCUCUUUCCGCAAAGAGCUGGACGCCCGCAUCUUCCUCAAUGAAAUUCCUCCGUUCGUUGAGGAUGGAGAACCGUGGUUCAUAAUCAAUGAGACCCCUUUGUUGGUCAAAAUCCAGAAGCAAACUUACAAGUUCAGGAACAAGCCAGCUCACACCAGCUGGAACAUGGGCGCCAUCCUGGAGGGGAAGCGCAGCGGCUUUGCACCCUGCGGGCCCAAAGAGCGGCUUUCCAUGGAGAUGAUCCUAAAGGCUGAGGAAGGGAACCACGACUGGAUUUGUAGGAUCCUGAAGGGCAACUUUGCUAGUGCCGACGUGGCGGACGCAAAGGGCUACACUGUGCUUGCUGCGGCUGCCACUCACUGCCACAACGACAUUGUGGACCUUCUCCUGGACUGUGGGGCCGAUGUGAACAAGUGCUCAGAUGAGGGUCUCACAGCACUCAGCAUGUGUUUCCUCCUCUACUACCCCGCCCAGUCAUUCAAGCCCAAUGUUGCUGAACGGACCGUACCUGAGCCCCAGGAAUCUCCAAAAUUCCCAGUUGUUCCAAUCCUUUCAUCAUCAUUUAUGGACACAAACCUGGAGUCUCUGUACUAUGAGGUGAACGUGCCUUCCCAGGGUAGCUAUGAGCUGAGGCCACCGCCAACACCACCGGCACUGCCACACAUCUCGGGCAGCCAGGAGGGCGGCCACUCCCAGGACACCAGGCAGUGUGGGGAGUCCAUGGACCACAGGAGCAUCUCUCUGAAGGGGGACUCCCCGUUGGUGAAGGGCAGCCUUGGCCAUGUGGAAAGUGGGCUCGAGGACGUGCUGGGAAACACAGACCGGGGCAGUCUGUGCAGUCUUGAGACGAACUUUGAGUCCAAUGUGUGUGUGUGCAACUUCUCCAUCGAGCUCUCGCAGGCCAUGCUGGAGAGAAGCGCCCAGUCCCACAGCUUGCUGAAGAUGGCCUCACCCUCACUGUGUACCAGCAGCUUCGACAAAGGGACCAUGCGGAGGAUGGCGCUGUCCAUGAUCGAGCGGAGGAAUCGCUGGCGGACCAUCAAGCUGCUGCUGCGCCGGGGCGCGGACCCCAACCUGUGCUGCGUGCCCAUGCAGGUCCUGUUCCUUGCUGUGAAGGCCGUGGACAUGGAUGGGGUGAGGCUGCUGCUGGAGCACGGGGCGAGGACCGACAUCUGCUUUCCGCCGCAGCUGGGCACCCUGACACCACUCCACAUCGCUGCUGCCCUUCCUGGUGAGGAGGGCGUACAGAUUGUGGAGCUGCUGUUGCAUGCCAUCACUGAUGUGGACGCCAAGGCAUCCGAUGAGGACGACACUUACAAGCCCGGCAAGCUGGACCUGCUGCCCUCAAGUCUGAAGCUCAGCAACGAGCCAGGCCCUCCCCAAGCCUACUACAGCACGGACACAGCCCUCCCCGAGCAGGGGGGCAGGACGGCUCUGCACGUGGCCUGUGAGCGGGAGGAUGACAACAAGUGUGCCCGGGACAUAGUCCGGCUCCUUCUAUCCCAUGGAGCAAAUCCUAACCUGCUGUGGAGUGGCCACUCCCCACUCUCCCUGUCCAUUGCCAGUGGGAAUGACCUGGUUGUGAAGGAGCUCCUGACCCAGGGAGCUGACCCCAACCUGCCGCUGACCAAAGGCUUGGGCAGUGCCCUGUGUGUUGCCUGUGACCUGACCUAUGAGCACCAGAGGAGCAUGGACAGCAAGCUGGCCCUGAUUGACCGACUCAUCAGUCACGGGGCCGACAUCCUGAAGCCCGUGAUACUCAGGCAGGGGGAAAAGGAGGCAGUGGGCACAGCCGUGGACUAUGGCUACUUCAGAUUCUUCCAGGACCGGAGGAUUGCCCACUGCCCCUUCCACACGCUGACGCCGGCAGAGCGCGAGACGUUCCUGGCGCGGAGGCGGCUCCUGGAGUACAUGGGCUUGCAGCUACGGCAGGCUGUCUUUGCCAAGGAGAGCCAGUGGGACCCCACGUGGCUGUACCUGUGCAAGAGAGCGGAGCUGAUCCCCAGCCACCGGAUGAAGAAGAAGGGCCCCAGCCUGCCCAGGGGCCUGGAUGUGAAGGAGCAGGGGCAAAUUCCCUUCUUCAAGUUCUGCUACCAGUGUGGCCGCUCCAUCGGGGUCCGCCUCUUGCCCUGCCCUCGCUGCUAUGGGAUCCUGACCUGCAGCAAGUACUGCAAGACCAAGGCCUGGACCGAGUUCCACAAGAAGGACUGCGGGGACCUGGCGGCCAUCGGUAGGUCGGCCCUCAGGCUGGGAGGCAAGGGUUCCGCUGCUGCUGAGGGUGAAGGCGCAGGUCUGGGGUGCUGGUGAGGGGCACCCUCAUUUCCCGAAAUCUCUCCAGAUUCAGGCCACUUUUCCAACAUUUCCAGAUGGGCCUGUUGGGAGGUGGGUGUCAGGGGGCCACUGAGGCAGCCUGGCUCUUCCUCACCUACUGUGGCAGCAUGAUGCUUGUCCUCACCCUGGAAGGGGACACCACCCCAUCCCUGCAGAGCUGGAACAUGGACCCCUGGGGGCUCUGCUGACACCUGGGAACUUCACUGAACUCCUAGGGGGCUCUGCUGACAUCCAGGGGCUUCACUGACACCUGGGGGCUCUGCUGGACACCAGUGCCUCUGGACCACAGGGCAGUUGGCCUUGCGGCUCCUUCAGGAAAUUUCCUCCCAGCCUGCCGUCUCAGAUGACUGUCUUAGUGUGGAUGUCAACAGGUGUCUGCUUCUAGAAGCACCCUGCUCUCCCGUGCUCCCCUCUUCCCCUCCUUGGUGUGACCAGGGCCCGGUGCCGCAAGGGUGGCGGGCAUUGCCGAGGCUGGUGUGCGAAGCUGUGCGGUGGUGACCGCUCUCCUGAGACCUGGCUGGGUUCCUGGCCUGGUGGGGACGGGAGUGGGUCUGGGAAAGCCCCUGCCCUUAGGCCUGUGCCCUGAAGUGAAUGGCUGCUGACCUCCUUCCCCCUCCAUAAAAUAGGGCUUUUUCUUUUCUUUUGAGAAGGAAUCUUGCUCUGUCACCAAGUCUGGAGUGCAGUGGCGUGAUCUCCACUCACUGCAACCUCCGCCUCCCAGGUUCCAGCGAUUCUCCUGCCUCAGCCUCCUGAGUAGCUGGGACUACAGGCUAAUUUUUUGUAUUUUUAGUAGAGAUGUGGUUUCACCGUGUUAGCCAGGAUGGUCUCGAUCUCCUGACCUCAUGAUCCACCCACCUCGGCCUCCCAAAGUGCUGGGAUUACAGGCGUGAGCCACCACGCCCAGCCAAUGGGGCUUUUAAUAACAGGCGCCCUCGGUGAAGUCGCAGCUCCUUGGCUUGUAGACUCCAGGAUGGGACUUGGUGGGUCUGGCAGGCCCCUCUUUGAAGAAUCACGGCAGGUAGCCCUCAGGCCUUGCUGCAUCCCGACUCCUUGCCUGCAAAAGCGCCAGACAGAGCACAGUCCUCAGCCGCCCCACACAGCCCGAGUUCUGGAGCCAGGCCUGGGGGGAGGCCAGCUCCAGUCCCCUCUUCCCCCUCCCCCACACCUUUUCCUCCUCCAGUGACACAACUGGAGCAAGUUUCCAGGAGGAGAGAAGAAUUUCAGUGAAGCAGCAGCUGCAUGUCCGAGGCUUGGGGAGGACCCAGGACUGUGUGGGUUUCUUACCUGCCUGAGCCACCUCAGGGAAUCUUCCAGCCUAAUGCGGGCAUUUCUGCACCUUUGGGGUCAUGCUUUGUAGCAGUGUCUCCCUUGCGACCUCACAAUAAAUUGGCCCCAGGGGGUGAUUUUGACAGUCUGUGCUGUGCUCUGCCCCUAGCUGGGCAAAGUCCCAGAGCUUUUGUGGAGCCUGUGCCUGCCUCUGCCCCUGGCUUUGAUCUUGCCUGGCCUCCCAUGGGACCUGGCCUGGGCCAUCCUGAUGGACCAGGCAGGUGAGGGUCAGGACUCGGAGCCUGCUGCAGAGAUGGCGGUGGGGG